Molecule: messenger RNA, 2332 nt
Organism: Salvia miltiorrhiza (redroot sage)
Lineage: Eukaryota; Viridiplantae; Streptophyta; Magnoliopsida; Lamiales; Lamiaceae
Product: putative pentatricopeptide repeat-containing protein At1g12700, mitochondrial
Exons: 2
Coding region: 223-2019 (598 amino acids)
Molecular function (GO): protein binding
Source: RefSeq, a predicted model, not a curated record
UCUUCUCUCUGUAAAAGUGAAUGAUUUAAAUGAUAGUGAAAAAAUAGUUGGACAAAUGAUUUAAAAAAAAAAAAAAAGAGAAAUAGAAAACACGAGGGAACGCUGUUUAGAAGAGCGGAUUCAAAGCUAAAAAAACGCAUUUGGCCCUUUUCACCCGAAACAACGAGAAACCCCCAAACAUAAAGAGAUCCACUCGAGAAUAGUCGAAUCUCGCUCGCUGCCAUGGAUUUCCAAAGAAUUAUCUUCAAUUCUUCAUUCAAAUCUUCCACUUUUCACAUUGCUUCUCUACCUUUUCACUCAUUUCCUCUACCCACAUCCAAUUUUCAUAAUGUCAGCCACCAAAUCCAAAUGAGGCACUUUUCCCGCAAACCCAGAUCCAAUUUUGAUAAUGUCAGCCACCGAAUGAGCCAACUUUCCGGCAAACCCAGAUUCGAUUUCGGAUCUCUGCGUGAGCCAGAUGAUGCUAUAGCUCUAUUUGAGGAAAUGGUGAGAAUGCAUCCCCGCCCUUCUGUUAUUGAUUUCAAUAAAUGUUUGACUGCUGUAGUGAAGAUGAAACAACACUCUGUCGCCCUUCAUCUGUUCGUCAAAAUGCUUCGAAGUGAUGUUCCUGUAAAUCACUACACCUUGAGUAUUGCGAUUAAUUGCUGUUGCGGACUGAUAAGACCUGAUUGCGGGUUUGCGAUUUUAGGCAGCUUUUUCAAGCUUGGGCAUGAGCCUACUGUUGUAACCUUCACCACUCUCAUCAAAGGUCUUAUGUUGGUUGGAAAGAUUGUAGAGGCGUCAAAACUGUUGGAAAAGAUGUCGGUCGAAGCUGAUGUAGUAACUUAUAGCACUGUGCUCAAUGGAUUGUGCAAAGCUGGACAUACAUUCGAGGCGCUUGAUUUGCUCAGGUUAUGGGAAAAAGGAAGCUGCAAGCCCAAUGUAUAUGGUUACAACACAAUAAUUGAUCGUCUAUGCAAGGACGGAAUGGUUGACAAUGCUCUCCGACUCUUCUCCACCUUAGCUGAUAAGGCCAUUUCACCAAAUGUUGUGACAUAUACUUCGAUGAUUCAGGCGUUAUGCAAUUUAAGGAGAUGGGAUGAAGUUGAAUACAUGUUAAAGGAGAUGGUGGCUAAUGAGGUCUACCCAAAUGUAUUCACCUGUAGUAUUUUGGUGGAUGCUUUUUGUAAAGAGGGAAGGAUGGAAGAGGCGAACAAUAUUUUGGAAUACAUGAAGCCCAACAUUGUCAUUUACAAUGCAUUGAUCAAUGGAUAUAGCUUGGAAGGUGAAAUGGACAAAGCCAAAAGCAUGUUAAAUUUAGCGGUGAAAUCUGGAUUCAAGCCAAAUAUUGUAAGCUACAGUAAUUUGAUGAACGGGUAUUGCAAAAUAGGACGAGUGGAUGAAGUUUUGCGUCUUUUUAACACAAUUCUUGCAGAAGGACUAGAGCUCGAUGUUGUUUCUUAUACCAUCAUGCUACAUGCCUUAUUUCGUGAAGGAAGAUGUGAAGAUGGUUUAAAUUUGUUCAAAGAGAUGGAGGCUCAGGACUUGUGCAUUGCUCGUCGCAUUGGUGAAGCAUUUUCGAUGUUGCAUUCCAUGGAAGAUAAAGGCAUCAUUCCCAACAUAGUAACAUACAAUGUUCUAAUUGAGGGAUUGUGCAGUAAUAAUAAAGUUGACGGGGCAAAAGAUCUUUUUGACGAGCUUCCAUCCAAAGGUUUGCAGCCUAAUGUAGUAACAUAUACAAUCCUUAUUGGUGCACUUUGCAGAAAAAGGCGGAUAGAGGAGGCAAAGGACUUAUUGAUUCAAAUGGUAGACAAAGGUCACUUGCCUAAUAGAGUGACGUACAAUAUUUUUGUUAAAGGUCUUCUCAAAACGAACAAGAUGGAUGAUGCAAAGUCGCUCUUGGAAGAGAUGAAUUCAAGGGGCUUCAUACUUGACACCACUACUUUGCCUGUCUUGGAAGAGAAUAAUUCAAGGAGCUGCACACUUGAUGCCACUACUUUUUCGAUGCUGCUUGAAGAGUUUGGCAACGGAAGAUCGUGAUAGUGCUCUCUUUAAUAAGAUGCUGCAGAUCUUCUGAUGAAACUAAGUCAAACGCGCAGACCAGGCCUUGAUCUCUUUCUAUUCUUGUUCAAGUUUUACUCCAUCUCUCAAAUCAUCAAUUAAUGCAUUUCCAAGCCUCGUACGGGCCUUUGUUUUUUUUUUUUCAAAUGGACAAGAAAAUCUUGAAACUGAGGAGGUUUGAUUUCAUCAAAUUUGGAGUAAUUUUCUGUAAUUUUGUUGGAUCUUUAUGUAAUUUUAUUGUUGUUGUAAUGUUAUAUUUCACCAUCCCAAAUUAUUCUAGAGCUUUUAUUGG